ACCUGACGUCAUUACGCUACGUACGUCUUCUUUGACGUACUAGGAAAAAGCAACAUAGAGUCGUGUCGGUAUUCUUUAUUCAAUUAUAAAUGAUUUGGUGACUAUAUUUCCACCAAAUCACGCGCAUCGGUUUAUAAUGUAGCACUCGUCUUUAUUUUCUGGCUUCGCAUGGAUUUGUAAAUGCGGUGCAGUACAAGUUUUACUGGCCAAUUCAGAUAAAGCCCGACAAAGUUAGAAAUAUUCUAUAUAAGUUAAUUUGUUCAUGGCUGAAUUCAUUAGUGGCUAUGAAUACAACUAUUAUCCAGCUUCAGUUCUGAAUCAGUUUUCACUAUUAGUUGUGUCAGUGGUGCAGAGACGAAUACAAUGGCUUCUGAUGGAGAACAUAGUUGCUCCUGCUGCUCACUUCCUGUCUCCUCUUCCAGUGUUUACCAGACAUUGAAUGAGAUAGAUUUUGAACGAGGUAUCUGGUCUGCUGCCAUGGAUGGAGACUUGAAAAGGGUCAAAUCAUUGAUCCAGAAAGGCAUUCAUCCAAACCUCAGAGACGCAGCAGGAUACACGGCUCUCCACUAUGCAAGUCGCAGCGGCCAUCUAACCGUGUGUGAAUAUCUUCUGGAGAAUGGUGCUUGUGCAUCACCACAGACACCAGGCGGUGCCACACCACUCCAUCGCUCAGCUUUCUGUGGUCAUCUGGAUGUCGUUAGAUUGCUUUUGCAUCACAAAGCAGAUCCAAUGAUCUCUGAUGAUGAUGAUGCAUCUCCUCUACACAAGGCUGCAGAGCAAGGUCAUGAAAAGGUGUGUCAACUGCUUCUUGAAGCCUUUCCAGCACUCUGCAGUCUGAAGAACAAGCGACUCCAGCUACCCUACCACAUAGCCCAUCAAGAACAUUUGAAGAAGCUCCUAAAACCACCUGACUGAGCUCAGCACACUUUGGCAUCCCAACAGUAGGUCAGGGUUCUAUGCCUUGCCAAGCAGCACUACAGGAGUGUACAGAUAAAACUAGCACAUCUCCAGGAAACAGUUUGAGUGUUUCAUAUCUCUUAUGAAUUCAUUCAUAAUUGAUUUUUAUUUGUAAAAAAUAUUUACUUUAAGUUUGAUUUAUCAAAAAGUAAUGUGAAAAUUCCUUUUUAAUUUGGGCACACCUGUGAUUCCAUAGAACACUGCUGUGUAACAAUAAACAACAAUACAGAGCCAUCAGCAGUCUGUGUGUAAGACAAUUGAAGUCUUCCACGUUAUGGUGUAGUAUUGGUGUGAGGCAGCAGGGGGAACCAUCAGCCUAACAGGACUUCUCCAACCAUGUAAAAUGACCUCAUGCUUAUGUUUGGAAAAGUAGCUGCUCAUCUCAAAACAUCAUAAAAAAAAGCCAGUGUGGCUGCUACAUCUGCUGUGAACACAUUACUUAACAUGGGGAAGGUGUCAACUAAACAGCAAUAUUUGAAAAUACAUGUUAUUGCAUGACACUUCUUUUCCAUUUCACAUUUAAAACUGAAUUUGGCAUUACCACGGAGACAAAGCCAGCAUGCUAUGUGUAUUUUGUCACUUACCAGUCUUGAUCCUCUGUUUUUAAAUGAUCUUGCAAAAUGCUCAAUACUGCAUGUUUAUGGGGAAAUUAUAUUGAGUAAUACAAUUAAUUUAUUCUAUUCAAUUUUUUUUCCUCAUGCCAGUUAUUAUAGUAAACGGACUGGUUGGUGCCCGUACAUUGUGUAAAUAUGGAGAUGUCCUGUAUAUGUGUCAUACCAUAGUAUGGUGGCCAACAGGGGCAAACGUGCGGCAACUUCCAAAUACAGAAAUCAUCUAAAACCGUACAUUAGCAAUAUGAAAAGUUGUACAUAAACACUAAUAUAAAACAUUUUCUAUGCCACCUAUCCUCACUGGGGCAUUGGUUGUAAUAUUUUACAAUAUCCUAGAGUGACUGAUUUACGUCGCACCCCGCCUCUCGCUCAAAGUCAGCUAGGAUAGGCUCCGGCAUACCCCCACGACCCUAACGAGGAUAAGCAGCAUAGAAAAUGGAUGUUUGCAUUACACGUUUGCACCCUCCUGUUGUUCAUCUAAACAGCAUCCCAUUGUUUUUGUCUGGAUACAGAACAAAUAAGCAAAGGGAACAAACAAUGAAAGCUUGGCAGUAAUUAUUGAUAUACUAAAACAGAUGUUAAAGGUCUCACAUGUACAUAUUUGAGACAAAUACUGACCUUCACCACAAUACCGUGCAAGUACAAACAGACCAGGACAGAAAUUGCUCUUUCCAAUCUGAGGAACUUUCAUUGGGUCGGCCAGUGGGUGGUGUUUCCAAACUACCUUCGAAACCACAUCCAGUACAGCGACUGGAGGGGUGCCAGGCCACAUCUGGAGCUCAUUGCAGCUGACGCCACACAGCACAAGGAG
Molecule: messenger RNA, 2379 nt
Organism: Doryrhamphus excisus (bluestripe pipefish)
Lineage: Eukaryota; Metazoa; Chordata; Actinopteri; Syngnathiformes; Syngnathidae
Gene: ankrd39
Product: ankyrin repeat domain 39
Biological process (GO): protein K6-linked ubiquitination
Cellular component (GO): BRCA1-A complex; BRCA1-BARD1 complex
Molecular function (GO): protein binding; ubiquitin-protein transferase activity
Source: RefSeq, a predicted model, not a curated record